GGCACGAGGCAGAGGCGAGGGAGAGGUAGAAACUAGAAAGAACCAGAAGAAGCGAUAGAGCACCGCGUGUUUUUAUUUUUUAAAUACGUGCAGAAAAAAUAUGAACAAUUUUAUAUUAUUUUGUAAUGACAGUUUUACUAAACAGGCGUUCCAAGCUUUUGAAAUGAAUAAUCCAAAGAUUGUUGUCGGCCAUUUGAAUUCAAUAAUUACUGGAUUCACUCGAAAUUAUAAUCAUGCAAAUUUUGAUAUAUAUAGACAGUUAUCUCCAAUGAUUACCAUUUUUAUAGCAGUUUUUAUAACAGAGAAUUAACGCCUGCCAAGCUAGGGCUGUGGAAGAAGAAGAAGAAUAAGCAUGGACGCAAGCAAAGAACAGUUUCUGAAGGAAUUCGGUCACGAUUAUGGCUAUCCUAAUGGUCCGAAGAGUAUCGAUGAAAUUCGAGCCACCGAAUUCAAGCGAUUGGAACAGAACGGUACUGUGUAUCUGGAUCAUGCCGGAGCUACGUUAUACUCUGAAUUGCAGAUGGAGGCGGUUUUUAAAGAUCUUAGCAGCAACGUGUAUGGAAAUCCUCAUAGCCAAAGUGAAGCUAGUUCUGCAACUUUUGACAUAGUAAGACAAGCACGCCAAGAGGUUCUUGAUUAUUUCAAUGCAUCUCCUAAAGAUUACAAAUGCAUAUUCACAUCUGGUGCUACGGGUGCGCUGAAGCUGAUUGGUGAGGCCUUCCCAUGGAAUCAAGGAAGCAGUUUUAUGUACACUAUGGAAAAUCACAAUAGUGUUCUUGGGAUCAGAGAAUAUGCUCUCAGUAAAGGCGCUAAAGCUUUUGCAGUAGAUAUUGAAAGUGUUGCGCAUCAUGAAGGAGUAUCCAAAACCCUUGAACCAUUAACGAAGAUGUCAAUGCAUCAGGUCCAAAGGAGGAAUAAAGCUGAAAUUAUGGAAGGAGAGGCUAAAGCUGAUGCUUUUAACUUGUUCGCCUUUCCGUUAGAGUGCAAUUUCUCAGGAUUCAGAUUUGGCCUCAACUUGGUGAAUGAUAUUAAGAAAAAUCCGGAAAGAAUUUUAGAAGGUUCUCAAUUUUGCAAGGGAAACUGGAUGGUCUUAAUUGAUGCUGCAAAAGGAUGCGCGACACAACCUCUAGACUUGUCAAGUUAUUCUGCAGAUUUUGUUGUACUCUCAUUCUAUAAGUUAUUUGGAUAUCCAACUGGGCUAGGUGCUCUCAUUGUUCGAAAUGAUGCUGCUAAGAUAUUGAAGAAGGCCUACUUUAGUGGAGGAACGGUUGCUGCAUCAAUUGCUGACGUCGACUUUGUUAGAAGAAGAGAUAAUAUUGAAGAGCUUUUUGAAGAUGGCACCAUUUCAUUUCUGAGCAUAGCAUCUAUUCGCCAUGGAUUCAAAAUACUAAAAUCUCUAACUGCGUCUGCAAUAUGCAGGCAUACAACAUCACUCACAGCAUUUGUGGAGAAAGUUCUUAUGGAUUUGAAGCAUGGAAAUGGGGCUAAUGUCUGUACAAUUUACAAAAAACAGGUUUCAAAGGCGAUUUGUCAAGGAUCAGGUUCCUUAUUGUCAUUCAAUUUGCUAAGACCAGAUGGUUCUUGGUUCGGAUCCCGUGAGGUGGAAAAAUUGGCUUCACUAUCUGGAAUUCAGCUACGGACAGGAUGCUUUUGCAAUCCUGGAGCAUGUGCAAAAUAUCUUGGAUUAUCUCACUCGGAUCUUCUUUCUAACUUGGAGGCUGGGCAUGUUUGUUGGGAUGAUAAUGACAUACUACAUGGAAAACCAACUGGUGCUGUUAGAGUAUCAUUUGCUUACAUGUCAACAUAUGAAGAUGCCAAGGCUUUUGUUGAUUUUGUCAAAAGAUCAUUUGUAUCAACACUCAAUAAGUCUGGAAAUGGGCAUCUGCUGAGAACAAGAUCCGCUCUCUUUUCAGGGGAAGAAAAAACACAACCACUGACAGGCUAUCAUCUUAAGACUAUAUCGAUUUACCCAAUAAAAUCAUGUGGAGGAUUCACCGUAGAAAGAUGGCCUCUGAGCAGCACUGGCUUGCGACAUGAUCGGGAGUGGCUCCUUAAAAGUCUAACGGGUGAGAUUCUUACGCAGAAGAAGGUUCCUGAAAUGUGCUUUAUUAGUACUUCUAUUGACCUGAACCAAGGGAUAAUGUUUGUUGAGUCACCUAGAUGCAGACAGAAGUUGAAGAUCAAUCUAAGUACAGAUUCUGAUCCUGCUGCAAAAGAAGAAAUUGAGUUGCAUGCCAAGAGAUUCGAAGUAAAGCACUAUGAAAAUGACAUCAACCUAUGGUUUAGUAAUGCAGUAGGUCGACCAUGCACAUUAUUACGAUAUUCCAGUUCAGAGAAUAAAGUUUGCAGUAAGAUGAACAGAGGUAUGAACAUGUGCAGAGAUGUGGAGAGCAGAUUCAGUUUUGCCAAUGAAGCUCAGUUUUUAUUACUAUCCGAGGAGAGUGUAUCUGACCUCAACAGCAGAUUAAACCUGAAUGUGCAAAAAGGAAGUAAUCGAACAUUCAUCCAAAUUAAUCCAAUGAGAUUUCGUCCCAAUCUUGUUAUAUCGGGAGGUGAACCUUAUGCAGAAGAUGGAUGGAGAAGUCUUAAAAUUGGCAGCGAGUAUUUUACAUCAUUGGGUGGAUGCAACCGCUGCCAGAUGAUCAAUUUAGUGAAUCAAAGCGGUCAAGUGCAGAGGUCAAAUGAACCUUUGGCUACUCUAGCUGCAUACAGGAGAGUUAAGGGGAAAAUACUAUUUGGAAUAUUAUUAAAAUAUGAUAACAGUCAUGAGCUUGGGCUGUCAACGGAUUCAUGGCUACAAGUGGGGGAAGAAGUAUAUACACAUUCUCAAUAAGUAUAUAUUUGACAGACGGGGAAUAGCAUAGAAAGAGUCUGACAAAAAAGAAGAGCUGAUUUUGGAAGCAUCCAAAUAAAGUUCCAACAGCGUCACGCGUCAUAAUGGUACGAUCCAUAUGUAUAGUUCUUGUAAUGAUGCAUAAAAUGUGUUUUCGGGAGGUUUAUGCGACUAACUUUGUUUAUUAAUGAUGAUCUAUUGUAAAUAUGAGCUUUGUCCA
Messenger RNA from Mercurialis annua (annual mercury), 3053 nucleotides. RefSeq names its product molybdenum cofactor sulfurase. Gene Ontology annotation, molecular function: molybdenum cofactor sulfurtransferase activity; pyridoxal phosphate binding; molybdenum ion binding. Gene Ontology annotation, biological process: Mo-molybdopterin cofactor biosynthetic process. Lineage: Eukaryota; Viridiplantae; Streptophyta; Magnoliopsida; Malpighiales; Euphorbiaceae. The record is from RefSeq and is a predicted model, not a curated record. The coding region runs from base 353 to 2833 and encodes 826 amino acids. The transcript is spliced from 22 exons.